Nyctereutes procyonoides (raccoon dog) is the source of this 4819-nucleotide messenger RNA. RefSeq lists its product as uncharacterized. The transcript has 3 exons. NCBI's taxonomy places the organism in Eukaryota, Metazoa, Chordata, Mammalia, Carnivora, Canidae. The coding region runs from base 4613 to 4819 and encodes 68 amino acids. The record is from RefSeq and is a predicted model, not a curated record.
ACAGAUCAGACCAGAGCAGACAAUAGGCCCCUAAAGUCUUCCCCCUAAGUUGCUUUGAUGUUGUCCUAGUGUCUUGAUACCAGGAGGCCAGGGAUUGCAGGAAAAGGGUCUUUUUUGUCUUCAUUCACUUUCCCCCCUCAGUUUGUGACAUGAUUCUCCAGAAUUUCUCCUCAUAAAAAAGGACUGAAUGUGGGGCUAGCUGGUGUCACUCUACUUUGACCUAAUAACUCCCUUCUGUUUGGGAGGCAGAGAUCAUUCUUGGAAAGUUCUUCUGUGUCCCAAUGUAGAAGAGAGAGCAGAUUGGACAUCCUGAAAGGUGAGGGCACCUUUGAGAAAGGGGUUCCUGGACUCCUCCCACUCCUCACCUCCAGGAUGAGCACUGCAGUAUCGUGACCCUUGGGGUUUUGGUGAGUAGCUUGACAGAUAGUAGCAUUAGGGAACCUGGCUGGUUUAGAAAGAUGAUCUUGGGGAAAAGCUUCAACUUUUAUUCAAGAGAGAUUUUAUAAGCAAAUUCCCUGUGCCAGGUGCUACAGUAAUACUGGGAAGACAGGGCUGACCAAACCACUCUUGGUCCCCGCCUCGCCUUUCUGAAGCAGAAAUUCUGAAGCCAAGAUUCCAUUCAUUUGGCAAAAAUAUUCAAACUCAAUACGGAGGGUUGAGGUGAAGGAGGGACUUGUCCAGAAAACUCCUGUGUUUGCUGCAUGAGCACGUGGGUGGGUGGAGGUGCCAUUUUCUACGGUGUGGAGGACCGAAGGAGUAUUUGUCUGGAGAUGAAGAACUCCCCUCCCAUCUUGUUUAAGUUUGAGACUUCUAGGGAGAUGUCAAGGCGGCAUCUGUGUGUGCAGGUCUGCAGGGCAGAAACUGAGCUGGGAAUGGGAAUUGGAAGUUGUUGGCUUGGAGAGAGCAUAUGGGAUGAGAAGAGAAGAGGUCCCAGGAUUGAGUCCUGAGGACCUCUGAGUCGUGGAGCUUGAGUAGGCAAGGGGCUGGCACAGGGGGCAGACAGAGUGAUUUGGCGACGCGGGAGGACAUUUAGGAAAGUGCAGCACCAUGGAAACAGAGAGAGGAGUGUUCAAGAAGGAAGCCAUUGGCCAGCAGACUAAGAGAUGGAGUAAGGUGAGGUUAGAACAGUGGCCAGUGGUGACCUUAACCAAUAGUGGUUUCUGUGAUUUGGGUAGGGAUCUGGGGAUGGAAGUUGGUUUAAAACGGUGAAAGGGUGAAUGGCAAGGAAGGAAGUGAAGACCAUGUGUCUUGUUAACCCUGUGGAGAAACCUGGCUCUGAAAGGGAAGAAUAACAUGCUAGGGCUAGAUUUUGUUUUCCUGUAAUUUUGGGUUUGUUUUUAUUUUUUCAAUGCUGGAAGAGACUACCACAUGUCUGAGUGGUGAUUGGAAAUACGCAGGAGAGAGCAGGGAAAGCCAAAGGACAGAGUGAGAGCUCUCAGAAAGCUGGAAGGGAUGGGACCUAGACCACACGUGGUAGGCUGACCUUUGAGGAAAACUGGGCUGUUUUUUCUAGUUCAGGAAUAGAGAAGAAGGAGAGGAUAGGUACUCUGAAAAUAGGUUGGCACAUUUGGUGGUGAGCAUGUCACAUCCUGCCUGGUGACUUCUUGUUAAGUCCUGGGCAAGACCAUGCAUUGAGAAAGGGGAGGAAAGGCAAGAAGGGGACAGUUGGAGAUGAAUAAGAUAUGAAAUAACAUUCAGCAAGAUGAGCCAGUGUGCUGGCUAGAGAGUAGUAGUCAUCAUAGUCAUAGUUAACCCUCAUGUUCAUGCUCUGCUGCCAAGCACUAUAUUUUGUGCACUGGUUCCCCUUGUCUACCAAGUCCCCAUCCUGAAAGGUGCCAGACAGAGUGAUGACGAGCACAGCCAGGGCACCUGGCCCAGUGCCAGCUCUCCCACUUACUGGGGUAUGGCUAACUCAGGUGUGAUCCACCUUGUGCUCCGGCAAACAGCUAAAUACUUCUGAGGCCCAGUUUCCUCAUCUCUCAAGUGGGGAGAGUGGCAUUGUGGUCUGUGAGUUUAGUAUGCACAGACAGUGCUUAAAAGAGUGCCUGACACCUACUUCGGAAGAAUGUUAAAUAAGAUCUAAGAAGAAAAGGGAGAAACAUUGAAUAAGUAGAUCUUAAAGUUAGGAGAUUUCUUUAUAUGGGAGGAAAAAAUCUCUCUGUGGCUGUAAUGAAGCAUCUUCUGUGGAACAGCUUUUCCAACCUUUGGAUAAACAGGUGAGUACCACCCUGCAAAUGGAGGAGCCUAAUUCUAAUCUUUGGAAAUAUAUGAUAAGACACUCGGUGGAUUUUUUUUUUUUUUCUCAGCCAAGGCUAAGGCAAGGGUGACUUAGUUCAGCAACUCCCCUGGAUCUUUUGAAAACCCUGCAUCUUGUUCCCUGUCAUCACUGAGUCCGCAUGCUUGUUUUAGCCUUCCGUGCUCUCUCUCCACCCAUAAAGUUAUGAUGAAGAGGUAGCUUCGAGGAAGAGCAGAGUCAGGGAGAGCCAAUGGCAAAACCUCAGAGAAGCCACACACACCAGUCAUAUGCACUCUGUCCAUUCAUCUGUAAAAUGCCUGUUGCUCCAGGUUGAGCAACUUUCGAGAAUAAGAAACUGUCUGUAGGAGUACUUUGAAAUACAAGUGUUACAUGCUCACAGUAUUAUUAGAAAUAAUCAUUUUUCCUGACUCUUCAGAAAUGCCUGGCAGAUUGAGGUGAUUUGGUAUUUGUAAUAGGUUUUGAGUUCCUUUGGAAAAAGAGUGCAACACAAAUGCCAGGUGUUUCCGUUCUGGGAGAAGCUUGAGUAAGUCACAGAGGGUCCAAACACAUCUUAGUACAUCAUGCUGAGUAUUAGAGACAAGCCAAAGACUUUUUUUUUUUUGCCAAAGAACUUUAAAACAGGAUUCUUGUCUUCAAAGAACAUAGUCUUCAUAGGGAGAUGAAACAUAACACAUAGGACUAUUCAGUAUGCCAUAUGAUCGAGUGCUCGAAUGUGUGAUGCAGACAGAAAGUGCCAGAAGUUAUAGAAGGGGACUAUCUAGGUGGUAACUGCUUUUCUGUUCCUGAUAUAAAUGUUUUCUGAUGGCUUUGUCCAUGCAAGAUUCAUUUGCUACUUCUAUUUUACCAGUGUUUGCUGAUGUUUGGUGAGAGGUCACAAAAUUGUGUAUGAUCACGUCUGUCAAAUUUGACAACUGCAAUCAAUUUUAUAGUUUAAACUGGAGAAAAAAAAAAAGCUGAAGGUGGUGGGGGAUGAAAAUACAACCUUAAGUAUAAUCAAGACCAAAAUGUUUUUUAGGAUGUUUUCUCCUAAGGUCGGCAUAGAAACAUUCUGUAACAUUUUAUUCUAGUUCUUUUUCCUGACUUCUUCAUUUAAAAAGAAAAAAAUGCAAUCGUGUGUACCAAGAACCUCCACCAAUUCCUUUCAGCGGCUCAGGUUAAAUAGCUGGGACUAUUGCACUUUCCAAUGAAGAAAUGGACAUUUCACGCUUGGCAGUGAUCCUGCUCAGUGCCAAAACCUGGACUAGAACUACUCUCCUUUGUCCAGUCCUGGAGCCUCUCAAAGUGCCUAUAUAUAAGCUGGAACACCUGAGCUACUUCUAAUUCCCUUUGGUUCUUCAGGCACUAACUAAUCCUGCAUCUGGCAUCUUCUUCCUUCAGCCCCAUACCCUAGCAGCAAGAUCACAGGAGGAGAGGAGGGAGUUGAGGAGACUGUGGUCACCAGAAAACCCUAUUGGGAACUUCCCUGGAAGGAGCAGUGACUGAAAUUGUACCUUGGUUUUCCCUGAACUAGUUUAGGCUUCCUUAAGUAAAGGGCUUUCUCAUUUGUUCUCUGGCUAGGUUUCAGAGUAUUUUCUUGACCUUUAUGCGUUGAAUUAGCCUUGCAAAUUGGCUCAAAAAAUAUCUUAGCUUUCGAAGCUGUUCUUUUACCUUCAGCAUUAUGGAUCAUUCCCAUGCUUACCCAUGCCUGUGGUCCCUGUCAUUAAACAGUGAGAGCUCAAGACACAUCCUUGGCAUAAUUUAAUAGAAAGAUCAUGGAAGUCAGGGGGCAGAACUGAUUGUAUUUGGUAUUGGCUCGAUAGCUGGUUUCAGGAGUACCUCCUCCAACGUCUCUCCAUCCUGAGGCCCUGAGAAUGUAAACACAGAUUAAUUUGUUUCAUGGUUGGGAAUCAGGAUGGGUUUGUUACAUUUCAGUGCCAUCGUUUCCCAUCGGAGGUGAAACACCAGACAGUUGCUUUGGAUUUGGAGUAGUACCCUUUGGUUGCAAAGCAUCGUUUUGAAAAAAGAAAAACUCAAGUUUUUGACGGGUUUGUAUUUGAAAGUAGAGAAAUGUAAGGGAGAAUGUGUGCCUGAAGAUAAAAUGUUUUUCUCAUGUGCUUACAAACGCCUGGUACAUGAUACUUGGUGGGAGGCUCAAGUGCUUGGCAGAAAAUCUUGUCACUCUUCAGCUGCCUGAGCGCCAGAGCAUGAAUAUCGCUGCUCCCUUAACCCUGUUGGAAGCUGAGGAGUGAUCUAUCUGCCACAUCCUCGAGUUGGCUAGUACUUUAACUUUGAUCCUGUUGUAAGGGUGUUUUGUGUCUUUUGUGUUUUUGCUCCCAACCCUUUUUGGGUGGCCUUUUCCCGUAGUGUGCCCUGGAGAUGCGAGAUUUUCCUUUGGCAGCAGGAGGCACACACCCAGAGAAUGCUGGAGCUGCAAGGGGAAAGGACCCACUUCCACAGCAAAGAAAAACAAAGAGGAAAAAGGCAUACAGGUGGCCAGCGCUAAGGGAAGCGCCCAACAAGCAGCGGGCCGCUGCCACUGCCCUGAGCAGCUGCUUCUGUUGCUGCCCGAGAGGAACUCGGUGA